AUGAGCACGGGAACGGGGCCCGCCGAAGCUCGGGUUUGUGGAGGGCGCUGGGAGGUGCCCAGCGCGCUCAGCACCAGUUCCCGAAGCCCGAGGGAGAGCUCUGGGCAGGACGAAACCGCCGGGACCCCGGGGAAGGAGCUAGGUCAAAACCGAAGCGUGCCGCCGGCUCCGGGGCCGUGCCCAUCACCCCGUCUCCCCGCAGAUUACUGCAUGAACCCCCAGACCGUGCUGCUGCUCCGCGUCAUCGCCGCCUUCUGCUUCCUGGGCAUCAUCUGCAGCCUCUCGGCCUUCCUGCUGGACGUCUUCGGGCCCAAGCACCCGGCGCUGAAGAUCACUCGCCGCUACGCUUUCGCCCACAUCCUCACAGUCCUGCAGUGCGCCACCGUCAUCGGGUUCUGCUACUGGGCCUCGGAGCUGAUCCUGGCGCAGCAGCAGCAGCACAAGAAGUACCACGGCUCCCAGGUCUACGUCACCUUCGCCGUCAGCUUCUACCUGGUGGCGGGGGCCGGGGGCGCCUCCAUCCUCGCCACCGCCGCCAACCUGCUGCGUCACUACCCCACCGAGGAGGAGGAGCAGGCCCUGGAGCUGCUGUCGGAGAUGGAGGAGAACGAGCCCUACCCGGCCGAGUACGAGGUGAUCAACCAGUUCCAGCCCCCCCCGGCGUACACCCCCUGAGGCCGCCGGGGCUCCGGGGUGCGGCUCCGUCCCCCGUCCCCCCCCCCCCCAGAACCUUGCCCUCGCCCGGUGCCGCCGGUCCCGGCUGCUUCGCCGUCGGGGCACCGCGCCGGCUCUCCCGUGCGAAGGACUGCUUUUAGAGUUGGAUUUCCAGACCGGGGGGAGGG
Molecule: messenger RNA, 842 nt
Organism: Oxyura jamaicensis (ruddy duck)
Lineage: Eukaryota; Metazoa; Chordata; Aves; Anseriformes; Anatidae
Gene: TMEM127
Product: transmembrane protein 127
Exons: 3
Coding region: 1-675 (224 amino acids)
Biological process (GO): negative regulation of TOR signaling; negative regulation of cell population proliferation
Cellular component (GO): membrane
Source: RefSeq, a predicted model, not a curated record